GUAAAUUUCAGUACAUUUUCACAACAAGAAAAAAGAAAGAAUUACAGGUAAUAGUAAACCUAUAAAUUUCGUCUCGCCUUUGCUGCCAACUCUUUCAGUGAUUCGGUCUCGCCACUUUGAUGAGUUCAUCUGUGCAGAACCAAAUGGAAGAUGGAGGCGAAGUGGAAUCAAAAGCAGGGGAGGUGAUGGAAGGAGUGGCUUCAAUAGCUCUGUUACCAUGUGGGUCUAUAUCAGGCCAUUUCAUUAAAGUGAAUGAUCACACUAACAUUUGCUAUGGUCUCCAUGGAACUGAGUUGGCUUGUGAAAAGGAGUGCAGCAGGGGAGAGGAUUAUCGUCUUAUCAAGCUUGCAAUCAUAGACUACAAUAAAAAGAAGGAGAAAGUUGUUGUUGUGGAGUGUAGAGGCCAUGAUGCUGCUAGGUUGAAUAGCAUCGAUCACGCUCAUGGUUGGGAGAAAGAUGUUGUAGAUUUGGUUGAUGAACAGCACGGGAAGAACAAGAUUAUGGUUUCAUUCAACUGUGAGACACUGAAAUCUGACGAAGCAGCAGAAGAACAUAUCAGCAAGUUUUUGCCCAAACUAGCAGGCCUAGAUGCAGUUGUCAACAUCGGUAAGAUGAGCAUUGCUGGGUUGGACUUCGAAGCUGAGGAAUGAGCAGAAUAUGUAACCUGAUCCGUAAUAUUUCUUUCAUUUAUAAUUAUGCGUAAACAACUAAACAAUAUGACUAACGUCAUGUCUUGUAAUAGUUGUAUUUCACCGUCUGUCUUUGCAAUAUUAGUCAUUUGGAUUUCAUCAGACCUAAUAAAAAAUUUCCCUUCCUCACUGUA
Messenger RNA from Argentina anserina (silverweed cinquefoil), 823 nucleotides. RefSeq lists its product as uncharacterized. NCBI's taxonomy places the organism in Eukaryota, Viridiplantae, Streptophyta, Magnoliopsida, Rosales, Rosaceae. The coding region runs from base 120 to 650 and encodes 176 amino acids. The transcript is spliced from 6 exons. The record is from RefSeq and is a predicted model, not a curated record.